AUGUCAUGUUAUGUUGACAACAAGGCGAGUGAGUUUCCCGACGUUGUUGGUUGUAGCCUGCAGCAAGCCUAUCUAGAUCUCACCUUGACCAAGACACUGAGGUGCCAAAGCGGUUGGUCAACUCGGCAACUUGAAGCCGAGCCAUGUUUUUAUUUUUCGCGAUGCGGGAUGAUGAUGAUGUCUGUCUCCCCGGGGACCAGUGAUGGUCCUAUGGGAUCUUGUCUUUCUCAGCCGCGUCCCUUGGCUUCUCCUUUUGACCAGGUUCUUUUCCAUGGAAAUCUUUCUAGAAGGCCGCGGGAUUAUCAGUGCAUGGUCCCCCCAUCGGCACCGGAACGGCAAUGGUGGAUCUAUCGGGUUGAAGAUAUCUUGGAAGCUGUAAAUCAGCCUGUAAGAACUGUCGGACUCGCCCGAAAUUUGACGAGUUAG
This is a messenger RNA of Fusarium odoratissimum NRRL 54006, 426 nucleotides long. RefSeq lists its product as uncharacterized. Lineage: Eukaryota; Fungi; Ascomycota; Sordariomycetes; Hypocreales; Nectriaceae. The transcript has a single exon. The record is from RefSeq and is a predicted model, not a curated record. Bases 1 to 426 code for a protein of 141 amino acids.